Molecule: messenger RNA, 1447 nt
Organism: Phalacrocorax carbo (great cormorant)
Lineage: Eukaryota; Metazoa; Chordata; Aves; Suliformes; Phalacrocoracidae
Source: RefSeq, a predicted model, not a curated record
CCCAGUUAGAAAGUAACCGUUGGGGAGGCGGGAAGGUGCUGGUGGUUUGAAAGCUGGUGGGUGCAGGUGGUUUCUGUGUGUCUGUCCCGCUUCCCCGGGCAGGCCUCGCACUAUGGCUAAUAUAAAGACAGAAGAUGAAAUAAUCCUUUUUGAAAGAGAAAUGAAAGAGUUUUGGACCAAAUUAAAAAGCAUUUAUGGCACUGAACAGAUCAAUCAGACUUUAGCACUGAGAGAUUCGUGCAAGGAGUCCAUAAAAGCACUGUCAGAGAAAUGGUCCAAGAAGCUGAAAGAAGGGGACCUGAUGAUUGAAAAAAUUGAGGAGUAUAGCAAUGAGAUUCUCCAGCAGAGCCAACGUAUAUCAGAAAAUCAAGAGCAUUUGACAGAAAUAAAAUUUAACCUAAAUCAAGAGCAGCAGCAAAAGAAGGACUUGACUGUCAGCGUCCAAGAGCUUAAAGAAGAGUUGAUGAAGAAAAAGGAAGUAAUAUCUUCUAAAAACAAAGCCGCUAAGGAGAGAGUGGAACGACUAUGCAAGUCUAAAGUAUUGUUUGAAGAGCGACUUGGACUGGAGAUACGCAGAAUUCACAAUGAGCAAUUACAGUUUAUAUUCAGACACAUUGACCACAAAGAUCCUGACAAGCCGUAUGUGUUCACCCUUUCCAUAAAUGAACAGGGAGAUUAUGAAGUGACUUCCUGUACUCCUCCUCUGGACUGUAUAGAAGAGUUCCAGCUCAAACUUCUUGUCUGGAUGCCUAUUUCUGUUUUUAGUAACAGAGCCAUUUGAUGUGAAUGUGGUUCUUGAACACAGCAUUGAACAGGAGCAAGUGGGAACUUUUUAUCAAUUUGAUCAGAAGUCCUAGUGAUCAGAGACAGAACCCUGCUGUAGCCCAGAGGUUCCUGGCUCCCACAACACCCAGCUGCAGAAAGGCUGGCCUGAAACUUGAACUGCAGUGGUGUAUGAGUAACACCUAUAAUUUUACCAGUUCUAGUGUUUUACUGGGUGUGUUUUAGAACAGACUAGUCAUUUUGCUUUAUUACAUAAAGCAAGUUACAAUGAAGGACUAUUUAUCAUUGUCACUGGAAAUCUUAAGAUAUGUAAGUAUAAUGUAUUAAAGUAUGAAAUACACAGAUAAUUUCUCUACUGUAUCUUAGAGCUUAUCAAGACUUACUGUUGCUGUACUCAGCUCUGAUUAAAACUGAUCUAUCUUACUUGUAAAGCCUUUUCCUUUUCACAACAUAUUUAAAUGGACAGCUGCAACAAGAAAGAAAACUCUUUAUUUGAUAAUAUAAUAUAGCUUAAAUAAAAUCUUACUCAAUUCAGUCCUGGAAGUUCUAGUGAAGUAAAAGGACCAUUUGAAGUGAAAACUAAUGCUGAUCUCUCUCAAAUAUUUAAGAAUAAUAAAUCAAUAUCUAAGUACAUAAAAAUGACAAUAACUCUAAAUAUCUCUUU